CACUGACUGCAUGCACAUCCUUCCCACUAUCCUCCCUCCCUGGGAUACCUAAACUCAAUCCGCUCCUCCACGGUCAUGCCGCCUCAGUCUCACGAUGGCCCAACCACCGAGGACUGGCCCGGGGAGACCCCGGCGAACAACACCACCCAUGGCCGGGGCAUCAAUCGGCGCACGCGGGUUCGGGACCGGGGGAUGAACACCGGGGUGCGGGUGAUGGACGACGGCCGCCUCGACAUCAAAUUCCACGAACACAAACCCUGGGUCGCCAAGAUCAUCCAACACCUACAACGUCAGCCCGAGCCGCUAGACAAAGACCGCCAACCCUCCGUCUGCCCCCACGAAGGCGAUUCCCCGUGCACCCUAAAACUCAACAUCGUCAUCCAAGUCGUCGGCUCGCGCGGCGAUGUCCAGCCCUUCAUCGCCCUCGGCAAGGUCCUCAAAUCGCAUGGCCACCGGGUCCGUCUCGCCACGCACCUCGCCUUCCGCGAGUCCAUCGAGAACGACGGCCUCGAGUUCUUCAACAUCGGCGGCGACCCCGCCGAACUCAUGGCCUUCAUGGUCCGCAACCCGGGCCUGAUGCCGCACAUGAGUACCAUCCGGAGCGGCGCCAUCCGGCGGCGGCGACGGGAAAUGAAAACCAUCUUCUCCGGCUGUUGGCGAUCGUGCUUCGAGACCGGCGAUGGGACCGGCAUGCAUCGCAUCGCCGAGGAUCCCUGGAAUGAGACCGCCGAUUAUCGGUCCAUGCCGUUUGUCGCGGAUGCCAUUAUCGCCAAUCCGCCGAGCUUUGCCCAUCUCAGCUGUGCGGAGAAGCUGGGCAUUCCGUUGAAUAUGAUGUUUACGAUGCCCUGGUCGGCGACGCAGGCUUUUCCGCACCCGUUGGCGACGAUCCGUACGAAGAACACCAAGCCCUCGGCCGCGAACUUUGCCUCCUAUGCGGUUGUCGAGGUCAUCAUGUGGGAGGGGUUGGGGGAUUUGAUCAAUAAUUUCCGGAAGCGAGAGUUAGGGCUCGACCCGUUGGACGCGAUUCGGGCGCCGAGUAUUGCGCAUCGCUUGCGUAUUCCGUACACAUAUCUCUGGUCCCCAGCCCUCCUCCCCAAGCCCGGAGACUGGGGCGACAACGUCGACGUGGCCGGCUUCGCGUUCCUCGACUCUGCAUCCGACUACACGCCGCCCGACGAGAUCGCCUCCUUCCUCAAAGCCGGACCACCGCCCAUCUACGUCGGAUUCGGGUCCAUCGUAGUUGACAAUCCGGGCUCGCUGACGAAAAUCGUGUUCGCCGCCAUCCGCGAGACCGGGCAACGGGCCAUCGUCUCCAAGGGCUGGGGCAACCUCGGGGCUGACGAGCAUGACAUCCCCGACAACAUCCUCAUGAUCGGCAAGUGUCCACACGACUGGCUCUUCCCACGCGUCUCCUGCGUCAUCCACCAUGGCGGAGCCGGCACCACCGCCGCAGGACUGGUCCUGGGCCGUCCCACCGUCGUGAUCCCCUUCUUCGGCGACCAGCCCUUCUGGGGCUCCAUUGUCGCUCGCGCCGGCGCGGGCCCCGUCCCCGUCCCCUACAAGCAGCUGACGGUGGAAAAGCUCACCGCGGCUAUAAACAAAGCCCUGGAACCGGAGACACUGGAGAAGGCUAAGGAGAUCGGUGAGGAGAUGCGCACGGAACAGGGUGUUCGGAACGCGGCGGCGAGUUUUUACAAUCAUCUUGAUUCGAAGAGUCUGCGGUGCUCGAUCUGUCCUCAUUUACCAGCGGUGUGGUGGGUAAGACACUCGCAUAUCAAGCUGAGCACAUUUGCUGCGGCGGUCUUGGUGGAGACGGGGCUGGUCGAGUCGCGGAAUGUGGUCUUAUACCGCUCCCGCGAAUACGACACGAAUCGAGACCCCCGAGGCCCUCUAACAGCAGGCGCAGAGGUCCUCUACGGCAUCAUCUCCGGGUUCGUCAGUGGCAUCGCCGACGUGCCCGGUGGGAUGGCGGGCAUUUUCUCGACCACGCACGAGGGCCGGCUGCACCGGAGACACGAUUGGAAGAAAUCGCGUAGUCCGGAAUACCUGAAGGAACGGUCGUCAGUGCGUCGUCGCCAUCGCACAAUGUCGUCGCUGGACUCGGGGGUCGGACACGACGUGGUGAACCAUGCGAGCCCGGAGCCAAGAUCAGAGCACGACACGGACACAGACACAGACACGACACCCGAUGAGCCCUCCUCCGCGACCUCCAACAACCCCGACUCGCGAUCCAUGGAAUCCGACGAGGCAUAUCACUCUGCCGAUGAAUCUAUCCCCAAUAGUAGCAACAGCAACAGCAACAAUGAUAAUACUACCACCACCACCACAACCCCGACGCAAGGAGAAACCACCGCGCGAGAAUCAAGCCCCCGAUCAAGCACCAUCUCCGCCAGCACCGAUACCCUCACCAUGGACGCAGACAGUCUCGGUGCAGACCUCGACCUCGAGCGAACGGUCACGCGACUCCGCACGCGCGAGAUGUCCAACACGAAGGAAUUCCUCGCAGAGACGUCCUACCACAGCAGCCAAGCGGCCAAACACGUGUUGAACUGGAUCAUCAUGUUGCCGACUGAUAUCACGCUGACGCUGUCUCGGGGGUUCCAUAACGCCCCGAAGCUGUAUAAUGAUUCGUUGGUGGAGGAUACGCCGAAGGUGUUGGGGGUGCGGAGUGGAUUUAGGGCCGCGGGGACGGAACUUACGCAUGGAUUUUAUAAUGGGGUGACAGGGCUAGUCACGCAGCCAAUGAUCGGGAUGGAGAAGUCCGGGGGGGCGGGGCUGUUGAAGGGGGUGGGUAAGGGGGUGGGGGGUGUUUUCCUGAAGCCGAUGGCGGGACUCUGGGGGCUGGCUGGAUAUCCGCUGGACGGGAUCCAUAAGAAUCUCCGGAACUCGCUGGCCAAGAGCAAGACCAGGGAUAUCAUCACGUCGCGGAUGAGACAGGGGAUUGAGGAGAUGUGUGCAGCCACGACGCAGCAGCGGUCCGCAGUGAUCCAGAGAUGGCGGGAGCUGCAGGGGGGGUGAAUAGGUGAAUAGCUUUUUUUAUGAUGUUCUGUUGUGAAUAUACCCUGUCUGGAAGCACUCGGAUGUGUAUAGUAUUUCAGGUCAAUGGAUAUAUAAUAUGGACCCAUUGGCCACAUAGUAUUGACAGUAAUACUUUAU
Molecule: messenger RNA, 3156 nt
Organism: Aspergillus heteromorphus CBS 117.55
Lineage: Eukaryota; Fungi; Ascomycota; Eurotiomycetes; Eurotiales; Aspergillaceae
Product: putative UDP-glucose,sterol transferase
Exons: 7
Coding region: 76-3018 (980 amino acids)
Biological process (GO): carbohydrate metabolic process
Molecular function (GO): UDP-glycosyltransferase activity; hexosyltransferase activity
Source: RefSeq, a predicted model, not a curated record